Molecule: messenger RNA, 1143 nt
Organism: Rosa rugosa (rugosa rose)
Lineage: Eukaryota; Viridiplantae; Streptophyta; Magnoliopsida; Rosales; Rosaceae
Exons: 1
Coding region: 1-1143 (380 amino acids)
Molecular function (GO): RNA-DNA hybrid ribonuclease activity; nucleic acid binding
Source: RefSeq, a predicted model, not a curated record
AUGAUUCAGCAUUUUUCUGCUCUACUAAAGCUGCAAGGACAAACAGAAUUUGUGUGGGAAGUGAAGCAUCAAGAGGCAAUUGAUAGCAUAAAGGCCUACCUAACCAAUCCACCAGUUCUCGUUCCUCCGAAACCAAACCAACCGCUCAAACUCUACAUCUCAGCAGCGGAAGCUUCAAUAGGCAGCCUGCUGGCACAAAACGACGAAGCGGGAGUGGGGCAUGCUAUCUUCUACCUUAGUAGAACGUUAAUAGAUUGCGAAACCAGGUACACAUCAAUGGAAAAGCUAUGUUUAACGUUAUACUUCUCUGCAUGUAAGCUGCGCCACUACAUGUUGUCAUUUACUACAUGCAUAAUCGCUCAAACCGAUCUAGUCAAAUAUAUGUUGUCGCGGGCCAUUCUUAGGGGCCGAAUUGGCAAAUGGGUCUUGGCUCUUUCAGAAUUUUCUUUACAAUAUGUCCCUCAAAAGGAUGUGAAGGGUCAAGCCAUCGCGGAUUUUCUAGCGCAUCAUCCCAUGCUGGACGCUCCAGAGCUUCGCGAGCUAGAGGUCCCGGCAAAUUUAUGGGGAAAGGCAUGUCAUAUACAUUGCUCAGAACCUUUCACCGAUGGCCAGGAAGCGGUCGUGUUACAGCCGUGGGUGUUGUACUUUGAUGGUUCCCGAACAGAUACCAUGGCCAGAGCAGGAAUCACACUGGAGAAUCCGGCGGGAGAUCACUUUUCGUACUCAUUCCAGUUGGACUUUCAAUGUACCAACAACCAGGCUGAAUAUGAGGCCUUAAUCAUAGGCCUAGAAGUAUUGCUGGAAAUGGGAGUCAGAGACGUACAAAUACUUGGAGAUUCUCUCCUGGUCAUCAAUCAGCUGCGCGAAAAGUUCAGAUGCGUUAGCUUCGCGCUGGUUCCUUAUUUAAACAAGACACUAGAACUGUUGGACCAGUUUGAUGACCUGGAUCUUGAGCACAUUCCUCGCGAACGAAAUUUCGCUGCGAACGAGUUGGCCCAGCUGGCAACAGGGGUAACGCUGAGAUAUGGCAUGCGCGAGAGAAUCUUGAAAGUAGAGCGUCGAACGCUUCCUUCUUGGAUGGCGAGAAAAGAUCCUCUAGACAACACGUCAGUAGCGACUUUGGAGCCCAUUGAUGUGGAUUGA